Coregonus clupeaformis (lake whitefish) is the source of this 2219-nucleotide messenger RNA. RefSeq names its product zinc finger protein 239. The coding region runs from base 197 to 1243 and encodes 348 amino acids. The record is from RefSeq and is a predicted model, not a curated record. The transcript is spliced from 2 exons. NCBI's taxonomy places the organism in Eukaryota, Metazoa, Chordata, Actinopteri, Salmoniformes, Salmonidae.
GAGAGGAAUCACAGAGGAGAGAGGAGUGAGAGAAGAGCAGGAGGAAGAGAUCAAAGAAGAGAAGGAAGAAGUAGAUAGUAUCACUGACCCAGGAGAGAGCUCCAAUCCAGGCUCAGAUAGCGAUCCCAGUUCCACAGCAUCAGGAAACCAUAAACAACCCAGACAGAGGAACUCAAGACAGAAACAUCACCACUGCAUGGACUGCUCCACUAGUUUCUAUGAGCCAGAGGAGUUGAGAAGGCACACUUGUGGGCCCCACCCCUGCUCUAAUUGCAGAGGCAGUUUUAUUUGUCCAAUUCACUUCAAAUCACACCAGCAGACUCUCAAAAGAAAGAAAACGUACCCGUGUGGUCAUUGUGAGAAGAGUUUUCAGACCCCAAGCAGUUUGAAGAAGCACCAGCUUACUCACACAGGAAAGAAGUUGUACCACUGCUUUCAGUGUAGGAAGAGGUUCAGUCGGGUAGACACCUUAAAGGCUCACCAGAGAAUACACACAGGGGAGAAGCCCUUCCACUGCUCCCAGUGUGGGAAGACUUUUGGUUGGUCAAUAAAUUUGAAGCGACACCAGAGAAUACACACAGAGGAGAAGCCUUUCCACUGCUCCCAAUGUGGGAAGAGUUUCAGUGCUAUAGGAAGUCGAAAUAAACAUCAGAGAAUACACACAGGAGAGAAGCCUUACCACUGCUCUGAGUGCGGGAAGAGUUUCAGUCUGUCAUCAUAUCUGAAGAGGCACCAAAUAACUCACACAGAAGAGAAACUAUUCAGCUGUGAUCAUUGUGGGAAGAGUUUUAAAUUGGAAGGAAGCCUUAAGAGUCAUCAGAGAAUACACAGUGGAGAGAAGCCCCACCACUGCUCCCAAUGUGGGAAGCGCUUCAUUCAGGCAGGAGACCUAAAGAGGCAUCAGAGAAUACACAGUGGAGAGAAGCCAUACCACUGCUCCCAAUGUGGGAAAAGCUUCAGUCGGGUAAAUGUCCUAAAGCAACAUCAGAGAAGACACAUAGGGGAGAAGCCUUUCCACUGCUCCCAAUGUGGGAUGACCUUCAGUGAGAAAGGAAAUCUAAAGCAACACCAGAGAAUACACACGGGAGCGAAGCCGUACAGCUGUGAUCAGUGUGGGAAUUCUUUUAAAUGGAAAGAAAUCCUGAAAGAACAUCAGAAAGCAAUGCACAGUGCAGUGCCCAACACUGACCUUAUAAUGGUGUUGCCAAGCUGGGCAACUACAUAUCUAACUAAUAUUGACUGACUGUUUUUGUCAUUUAUUUUGUUAUAGUUUUUUUUUUAAAUAUAUAUUUGACCUAUAACGCUUUGUUCAGACGGCCUAAAACAGACGAGGGAGGCAGGAAAUUGGGAGGGUGGACACAGGAAUUGAACCCCGGUCUCCAGUGGGGAGUAGAGUACAUUUAACUGGGAGUGUUAACGCUAGACCCCAGGCUCUGCAGAUUAUUCUGUGAAACUUGAAGUUCAUUUUUUAUAUUCUCAUAUGAAAAUGUACUAAAGAGUAUGAAUUAUGACAUGCGCAUCAUAUUUGAAUUAAAGUGUCUUUUCCUCCAGAAAUGCAUUCAGUUUCUAUUUGCAUAAAUUAAUACUUUCUAAACCAAACUUCUAUCUCAAGUCAACCACUCUCCUCUUAGGAACGUUUUAUUUGCUUAUUGAUGUUAUUUCACCAGUGUUGGGGGAAAGACGUUAGUAACACAGGGUGUUACAGAAAUAUCAUUACAUUAGUCCAUAACGAGGUCUUUUGUAAUGAGUUACACUUUGUAUUAUAUGUAGAUGUAGUCAAGUCAGUCACCAGUGGUCGAGUCACGAGUCAUGAAAAUCGUGACAGAGUCAAGUCCGAGUACUGGACUCCAAUACUACAACACUGUCAGCCACUCUCCUCUUGGGGUUUAACACGUUAGUAACAUAACAUUUUACUAUUACUUUUGUCAGUAAUAAGGUACUAUAAUGAGUUAGAAUUUGUAUUGGAGUAAUAAUAUUACAGUAAUUAGUAGUGAGUAGUUAGUAAUGCGUUCUUUUCAGAGUACAUUUACUGUGCCAUGUGGUGUAUCCAUGAUCUGAAGGGAGUUUACCUGCCAGGAGAGGCAGAAACCUUGGUUUACAGGUAAAUACUUUAGAAACCUUACUCACCAGAGCUCUCACAUUAUAUAAAUUCAGGGCAAUCACACAUAUACAUUAUAUUGCCUAUAAAUGUCAACCUGCCUUGAAAUUCAAUACGUGAU